AUGAGAACAAUCCUCGUCGUCGCCGUCCUCGUUGCCCUCGUCGCCGCCGGCGCCAAGAAGCAAAAGGCCCCGAAAGAGAAGAAGGUCGCCCAGGAAGAAGCCAUCCCGCCGCAGCCCAGCAUCGACCAGGUCUCCUGCCCAUACAUGAGGGAGCAGAUGCUCAGCCAGAUGGACCCGAUCCAGAGGGCGGAUGCCGAGUACAAGCUGUGCAAGCAGAACUGCCUCGUCCAACAUCACCAGCAGCAGAUGCAACAAACCACCGAGCAGAAGGUGGAGCGGCUGAGGCAAGAGCUGGCUCAGGCGGAGGAGUUCCUCGGGCAGAUGAACCAGGCCAAGGUUUUCCAGGAAUCCGAGGGAGCGCAGAAGGCCCACGGCGGUUUCGCCCACGCCGACAGCACCCACCAGAAACCCCUCCUCCGCCGUCCGUCCCGAGGCCAGUUGCGCCCGCUUCGACGCGCUGACCGUCGUGUACCGGCCCCACCCACCGAUGUCUUGAAAAACGUCGAAAAGGGGCCGGUCGCCGCUACGAUGGACCAAUUCCCAAGGGAGGAGCACAUCCACGACAUCCACCCGGUCCCGAAAAUCCGGGGUUUGCCCGUCGAGCCGAUCGACAUUGUGCCUCACCAA
This is a messenger RNA of Mesorhabditis spiculigera, 627 nucleotides long. NCBI's taxonomy places the organism in Eukaryota, Metazoa, Nematoda, Chromadorea, Rhabditida, Rhabditidae. The record is from the annotation of a GenBank genome assembly.